AGACAUAAGAAAACUGAACAAGAAUUGGAUGGAACUAGAAAGGAACGUUGAGGACAGAGUGGGUUGUAGAAUGCUGGUUGGCUGCCUAUGCUCCAUUGGGAGUAACAGGCGUAACUCUGUUGGACCAUUUGAUUCAUCAUGGAUUCAUUUCAUUGAAAAUUCAAAUAAUUUUAAACUUGACGAAAUAUUUUCUUUAAAUUUACCUAAUACAGACCAAUCUCCAUCUUUAAAUACUAUUGGUUCACAAUUAUUUGCAUUAACCUAUGAUGAUAAAUGGUUAUUUGUUGGUGGAAGAUGGGAUGGACGUUUAACUAUAUAUAAUAUGUAUCAAUCAAAAAUUCAUGCUUUAUUAACAAGUCCACAUAUAGAUACAAUUAGUUGUGUUGCUAUGGAUUCAGCAUAUAGUUUAAUUGAUCGACAACCAUUUACAUAUCAUGGUGAUUUUAAUAAAAUCAAUAAAUUCUUAAUAGAUCAAUACAAGAAUUCAAUUAGAACACAUUAUUAUAUUAUUACUGGUAGUCGUGAUGGUACAUGUGCUAUAUGGGAUUUUGAUAUUUUAAAUGAAGAAGAUAAUGAUGAUCGUGAUCGCGAUCAUGAUUAUGAUCAUGAUCAUGACCGUGAUGAAGAAGAGGAUCUCACAGAGUUUCGAUAUGAUCAUUCACCUUUUAUUAAUGAUUCAUUAUUAUCAUCAUUUAAUCAAAGAAAAUUAUUAAAUAGUAAUGUGUUUUUUGGUAGUCAAGAUGAUCUAUCAAUGAAUUCUGAUCCAAAGACUAUACAUGAUGAACAAGAUCAAAAGGAACAUUCUUCGUAUUAUCGAUCUUUUGAUGAAACUGGAUCAUCACCAUCAUUAUCAUCAAGACUAUUAUUCAAUACAAUCUAUUUACCUAAAAUGGAUUAUCAUUUACAAUAUAGAAAUGCUGGUAUACCAUUUUAUCCAUUUCAUUCAUAUAAAUCUAAAAAAUCAAAACGUUUAGCAAAAAUAAUAAAAAUUUUCUAUGGAAAUUUAUAUGGUAACCCAGUAACAUGUGUUGCAUUAAAUAUUCCCUUAGAUACAGGUCUCAUGGCAACAAAUGCUAAUCAUGAUCUAUAUUUAUUUAGUGUCAAAUUAUCAAAUUGGUCACGUGUACUUAAAUUGAAUACAAUCGAAUCAGAUAUGAUAAGUGAAUUAAAUUAUCCAUUUGAGACAUAUCCAAAUACAGAAAAGAUAUUUUUACAUACAAAUAGAUAUACUACUGUCAAUCAUCUACUUAUAUCACCUAGAUUAGGUUUAAUUUAUAUACAAUGGAAUGUUAUUAUAAAAAUGAAUCAAUCGAAUAUAAAUAAAGAAGAAAUUGGACCUAAAUUAAGUUUAUUUAAUUCAAUCGGUGAAAAAUUAUUAGAAAUUUCACCAUUUAUUUAUACUACUGAUUAUAAUCAUAUAAGUAGUAAUGAAUUAAAUCAAAUUAAUGUUACACAAAUUUUAUUAACAUCAACACCAAUUCAAUCGAAAUGUACUUUUCAUAAUGAAGAUAAUGAUCAUCAUCAUAAUACUGAAGAAUAUUUAGAUGAUCAUCUCAAUCAUUCCAUAUCUCAACAUAUUCUAAUGUCAUUUAAUACAGGACAUUUUAUGAUUUUAAUGGCAGAAACAUUAGUACCUAUUUAUUGUAUUAAAUUAAAUGAAGGAAUUAAUAAUCUAUCAUUAUUAUGUAAUCUUUCAUCGAAUCAUUAUCUUAUGGAAGGUAUUCAUCUUAUGUUAUCAUUAAUGAAUAAUCAAUUAGUAAUAUUUCAAACAAUACGAAAGAAAACAGAAAGAAAGGAGUUAGCUUAA
Molecule: messenger RNA, 1807 nt
Organism: Schistosoma margrebowiei
Lineage: Eukaryota; Metazoa; Platyhelminthes; Trematoda; Strigeidida; Schistosomatidae
Source: the annotation of a GenBank genome assembly